This is a messenger RNA of Monopterus albus (swamp eel), 1316 nucleotides long. RefSeq names its product survival motor neuron domain containing 1 (gene smndc1). NCBI's taxonomy places the organism in Eukaryota, Metazoa, Chordata, Actinopteri, Synbranchiformes, Synbranchidae. The record is from RefSeq and is a predicted model, not a curated record. The transcript is spliced from 6 exons. Bases 112 to 828 code for a protein of 238 amino acids. Gene Ontology annotation, molecular function: RNA binding. Gene Ontology annotation, biological process: regulation of alternative mRNA splicing, via spliceosome; mRNA processing. Gene Ontology annotation, cellular component: cytoplasm; precatalytic spliceosome; nucleus.
GCGGGAGGAAGGAGAGUUUACUGUUGUUCUUUUAAGCAGUCGUUUUGGCGAUUGGUCGAGUUGGGAUUUGAAUGCUUACUGUAUUUAUCAGUAAAUAUAAUUUGUACAGAGAUGUCGGACGACUUGAUGAAACAGUUGAGCAGCUACAAAGCCCAGCUGCAGCAAGUAGAAGUCGCUUUAUCUACUGAUCCAGAUAACGAAGACCUUCUUAAGCUCCAGAAAGACUUACAGGAAGUCAUUGAUUUGACAAAAGACCUCUUGACCUCACAGCCCAAUGAUGGUGCAUCCAGUACUAAUGGCUCUGACACAGUACCCCUGAAACACAGCUGGAAAAUUGGGGACAAGUGUAUGGCUGCAUGGAGUCAGGAUGGACAGGUGUAUGAGGCUGAGAUUGAGGAGAUAGACCAAGACAACGGCACUGCAGCCAUUACCUUCACUGGAUACGGGAAUGCUGAAGUGAUCCCUCUGCAGAACCUCAAAGCAGUAGAGAUGGGGAAGCGCUCUGCUGAAGAUGGGAGUGUGAAGCCCAAAUCAAAGAAAGAGCAGAUAGCAGAGCAGAGAGAGUAUAAGAAGAAGAAAGCCCAGAAGAAGAUACAGAGGAUGAAGGAGUUGGAGCAAGAGAGGGAGGAGCAAAAAUCAAAGUGGCAGCAGUUCAACAACAAAGCCUACUCAAAGAACAAGAAAGGACAGGUAAAGAGGAGCAUAUUUGCAUCUCCAGAAAGCGUAAAUGGAAAGGUGGGAGUGGGAACAUGUGGUAUCGCAGACAAACCUAUGACCCAGUACCACGACACAUCAAAAUACAAUGUCAGACAUCUAAUGCCACAAUGACCUAAUAUAUUCUGUACAUAAUAAUCCACUCUGUACUAGCUGUAUCAGUGCUCCCUGUUGUGUUUAUACAUGAUUUGUGUUUCUCAAGUAAAGAAAGCUUUGAAACGAAUAGCUUGCACACCAUUGUUUGAAAUAUUAAUGUUGUUUUCUUAUAUAUUAUGUAGGUACAACCAACCAUCCAAAUACAGGGCUUUUUCCUGCACUGGAACAGGCCCACCUUUUAUGUAGGAACAGGAAGUGGCAUUUUAGGAAAACUACAGAGUGUGCCAUUUGUGUCCAGGUUCCACUGAGGCUAAAUGCCUGCUAAGAUGUUUAUAAAUAUUCACCUGUAGAUUUGCUGUGUAAAUUUGAGGCUGAAUUUUGAACACUGACCAUUUCAUGGUGUCUUAACAUCAAUAAUGGUUUUGAUUUGAGAUGGCUCAAUUUACAUUUUAAUUUCUGUGUAUAUAACAGUGAAAUAAACAUUGCUUUGUUUUCAGUUUUUUAAA